AAUUUCUGCAGAACUAAAAGUAACCGUAACUGCUCGAUCAUAGGAUGGAGGAAGCAACACAAGUAGCGAGUCCCGAGGUCCCUGUAGUGAAAAGUGAUGCUGUUGACCUUAAUACAGCUGAUGUUUCCGUCAAGCCUGUGAAUGGAGGAGUGACAAAGGAAGGGAAAGAAGAGGAAGAUACAACAGAUGGGGAAUUCAUAAAAGUUGAGAAGGAAGCUUUUGAUGCCAAGGAUGAUGCCAAGAAAGCAGAGCAUGUUCCUGCUGAAGAGCAAAAGCAAGUUUCAAUUGAAAGAAGCUCGAGUGGUUCAGAAAGAGAACUACAUGAAUCACAAGAAAAGGCGAAGGAACUAGAGCUGGAAUUGGAGAGAGUAGCAGGGGAGCUGAAACGGUAUGAAUCUGAGAAUACCCACUUAAAGGAUGAGCUUUUGUCUGCGAAAGAGAAGUUAGAAGAAACGGAAAAGAAGCAUGGAGAGCUCGACGUCGUCCAUAAGAAGCAGCAAGAGAAAAUUGUUGAAGGGGAAGAGAGACACAGCUCUCAGUUGAAGUCCUUGGAAGAUGCUUUGCAGUCCCAUGAUGCCAAAGAUAAAGAACUAACUGAAGUUAAGGAAGCUUUUGAUGCAUUGGGCAUAGAACUCGAGAACUCACGAAAGAAGUUGAUAGAGCUGGAAGAGGGGCUAAGUCGUUCAGCUCAAGAGGCUCAGAAAUUUGAAGAGCUGCAUAAUCAAAGCGCUUCUCAUGCUGACUCUGAGACGCAGAAGGCUUUGGAAUUUGCACAGUUGCUUGAAUCGACGAAAGACAGUGCCAAGGAGAUGGAGGAAAAAAUGGCGUCCCUGCAGCAAGAAAUUAAGGAGCUGAAUGAUCAGAUUUCUGAAAAUGAAAAAGUUGAAGCGGCGUUAAAGAGUAGUGCUGGAGAAUUAGCUGCAGUGCAAGAGGAAUUAGCAGUUUCAAAAUCUCGUUUGGUGGAGACGGAACAAAAAGUGUCUUCCACAGAAGCCCUCAUUGAUGAACUGACUCAGGAACUUGAGCAGAAGAAAGCUUCCGAAACUCGGUUCAAGGAAGAGUUAUCUGUUCUCGAGGAUUUGGUUGCUCAGACCAAAGACCUUCAGGCGAAACUUUCUGAACAGGAAGGUAUUAAUUCAAAGCUCGGGGAAGAACUCAAAGAGAAGGAACUGUUGGAAUCCUUAUCGAAAGACCAAGAAGAGAAGCUGAGAAUUGCAAAUGAGAAGUUGGCGGGAGUGUUAAAAGAAAAAGAAGCACUUGAAGCAAAUGUAGCAGAGGUCACAAGUAAUGCAGCUAAAGUAAAAGAGAUCUGCAGUGAACUAGAAGAGAAACUGAAGACUUCAGAUGAAAAUUCCUCCAAGGCAGAUGCUCUUCUGUCUCAAGCUUUGUCAGAAAAAUCUGAACUUGAGCAGAAACUGAAAUCGGUGGAGGAGCUUCACAAUGAAACUGGAUCUGUAGCAGCAGCAGCUACUCAGAAGAAUCUUGAGCUCGAGGAGGUUGUUCGGUCCUCUAGUCAAGCAGCAGAAGAAGCAAAAUCACAGAUCAAAGAGCUGGAGACACAGUUCACUGCAGCUGAACAAAAGAACGUGGAGCUAGAGCAGCAACUAAACUCAUUGCAACUGAAAAGCAGUGACGCGGAACGGGAAUUGAAAGAACUCUCCGAGAAAGUAUCUGAACUAAAAACUGCUGUUGAAGUUGCCGAGGAAGAGAAGAAACAGGCGACCACUCAGAUGCAGGAAUUCAAAGAAAAAGCAUCCGAAUUGGAAUCGUCUCUGAACAAAUCAUCAGCCAGAAACUCAGAGCUUGAAGAGGAUUUGAGAAUCGCUUUGCAGAAGGGUGCAGAGCAUGAAGACCGUGCUAACACGACUCACCAGCGCAGCAUUGAACUAGAAGGUCUGUGUCAAACAUCACAGUCGAAACAUGAAGACGCAGAAGGAAGACUGAAAGACUUGGAGCUUCUACUCCAGACAGAAAAAUACAGAAUUCAGGAACUUGAGGAGCAGGUUAGCUCGCUAGAGAAGAAGUGUGGGGAAACUGAAGCAGAUUCCAAAGGUUUCUUGGGUCAGGUGGCUGAGCUUCAAUCCACACUUGAGGCAUUCCAAGUGAAAAGUUCGAGCCUUGAAGCUGCUUUGAACGUUGCAACUGAGAAAGAGAGCGAACUGACGGAAAAUCUAAACGCUGUGAUGGGAGAGAAAAAGAAACUAGAAGAUACAGUGAGUGAGUACAGCUCGAAGAUCAGCGAGUCUGAGAAUCUGUUAGAAAGUCUCAGGAAUGAAUUGAGUGUCACACAAGGAAAAUUGGAGAGCAUUGAAAAGGAUCUUACAGCUGCUGGCUUAAAGGAGAGCGAAGUAAUGGAGAAACUGAAGUCUGCUGAAGAGAGUCUUGAGCAGAAAGGAAGAGAAAUAGAUGAAGCUACGACGAGAAGGUUGGAGCUUGAAGCUUUGCAUCAGUCUUUAAGUAUAGACUCGGAGCAUAGAAUACAAAAGGUAAUGGAGGAUUUCACUAGCAGAGAUUCAGAGGCCAAUUCUUUGACGGAGAAAUUGAAAGAGCUCGAGGACAGAGUAAAAUCAUAUGAAGAGCAGUUGGCUGAAGCAUCUGGCAAAUCCUCUUCUGUGAAAGAAGAACUUGAUCAGACUUUGGGAAAACUCGCUGCUGCAGAAACCGUUAAUGAUAAACUCAAACAAGAGUUUGGUGAGGCACAAGAAAAAACUUUGCAGGCGUCAUCAGAAAAUGAACUACUAGCAGAGACGAACAACCAGCUCAAGAUCAAAAUUCAAGAACUUGAAGGGUUACUAGCUUCGAGUUCUGUCGAGAAGGAAACUGCCUUGAAACAGUUGGAAGAGGCAAUGGAAAGGUUGAACCAGAAAGAAACAGAGUUUAAGGACUUCAUUGAAAAGCUAACAACACAUGAAAACCAAAUCGAGGAGCAUAAAAGGCUUGCUCAUGAGGCAUCAGGAGUUGCAGAUGCUAGACAGGUUGAGCUUGAAGAGGCUCUAUCGAAAUUGAAGAAUCUUGAAUCUUCUAUUGAAGAGCUCGGGGCUAAAUGCCAAGGGCUUGAGAAAGAAAACGGGGAUCUCGCAGAGGUGAAUUUGAAGUUGAACCAGGAACUGGCCAAUCAUGGAUCAGAGGCCAACGAGUUGCAGACAAAGCUCUCUGUUCUGGAGGCUGAGAAGGAGCAAACAACCAAAGAUCUCCAGGCUUCCAAGGCAGCCAUAGAAGAUGUAACAAAGCAGCUUACUUCUGAAGGGGAGAAAUUGCAGUCACAGAUUUCUUCCCUCACCGAGGAGAACAACCAAGUCAAUGCGGUGUUUCAGAGUACCAAGGAUGAGCUCCAAUCAUUUAUUGCAAAGCUUGAAGAGCAAGUAACCGUGGAGAGGUCCAAAGCUGAUACUUUGGUGUCCGAGAUUGAGAAUCUCAGGGCAGUGGCUGCUGAGAAGUCUGUUUUGGAAUCACAUGUUGAAGAACUUGAAAAGAAUUUGACAAAAGUCGAAUCUCAGUUGAAAGAAGAGGUUGAAACUGCAGCUGCUGCGUCUGUAAAAGUGUCAGAACUGACCUCAAAACUGCAGGAACAUGAACGUAACGCCAGUGACCGAGAUGUGCUCAAAGAGCAAGUGCUUCAGCUUCAGAAAGAGCUUCAAGCAGCUCAGAGUUCCAUCGCUGAACAGAAACAAGCACACUCGGAGAAGCAUACAGAGCUGGAGUCUGCACUAAAGCAAUCACAAGAAGAAAUUGAAGCUAAGAAAAAGGCGGUCACUGAAUUUGAAUCAAUGGUCAAAGAUCUUGAGCAGAAAGUUCAGCUCGCGGAUGCUAAAGCUAAGGAAACGGAGGCAAUGGAGGUAGAUGUUAAAUCUCGAGACAUUGACUUGUCCUUUUCUUCUCCAACGAAACGUAAGAGCAAGAAGAAGUCAGAGGCAUCUCCUUCUUCUUCGGGAAAUGUUACUACUACUCAGACAGCCUCAACUUCGCAUCUCAUGUCAGUGAAGAUCAUCACUGGAGUUGCUCUGGUUUCCGUUAUCAUCGGUAUGAUUCUUGGGAAGAAGUAUUAGUCUUCUCUGGUGUGUUGUGAUGUUCAUAUGUGAAGAUCUCUCCUUUUUUUGGUUUUUUGGGGGUUUUGAAUUUUGAUCAAACUCUCUCUUAAGCUCAUGAGAGAGAUAUGAUGCGUAGCAGAAAUUAUGAAGCUCUGCUUGAAUUUGCUUCUCUCUGCAGAUUGUUUUUGGUUUUUGUUUUUUGUUUUUCUGGGUUGGGGAUUUUUUUUUUCUGGCUUGUAGGUCAAGCAAUGUCAUGUUAAUGUACUAUCAAAUUAUAUGAAGGUGAAGGUUGUUAAUUGCUCCACAUGGUCCAGUUGAACCGCUUGGUUUAAAAUAGACUCCGGUUUAGUCGACCCGCAUUGCCUAUAUAAGGCCACUCCAGUGACCGUCUCUUUCCUCCAUAUCUCCCAACUUUUCUUUCCUCUAUAUUCCGAAUUGAACUUUUACAGUGAGAAGAGAAGAUGGCGCUAAGCAUGGCGGAAACCCUAGAAACCGUAAUCCAUAACGCCCAAGAAACGGAUUACUAUUGCGAUCCCGAGGAAGAUGACAUUGGUAUCUCUCUCCUUCGUCUCAAUAGCUUCGGGAGCUCCUCCGAUCGCCGCCGCGCGAACUCGUCUCCUCCUCAGUUUCAAUCGUAUGGAUCUUUCGGCUCUUCUUCCACCGUUGCCACCAGCCCCGUGAAACGCCCGUCCCCGGAGUCGAAAGAAGCCGACGAGCCCAGGCGCAAGAAGCUGUUUCAUCCCCGACCCGAGGCUGAGGAAGACGAGAAAAUGUCUAAUCUCAUGGGAUAUUCGAAGAUUCCGCUUCCUCCUGCCGAUUGCAAUCCGACUCAAAUCCGUUCGUCUCCUAUCUACAGGCGAUCUCUCUCCGAUACGUUUGCUUCUCCCGUCGCAUCUACAUUCGGGUCGGGUUAUACCCGAAGCGGCGUCGCUCAAGAAACAGCACCGUCGGGUAAAACCGUCCCUUCUCUCCCGCCACGGCCAAAGCCACCGGCCUUCCGGAGGUCCGUCUCCGAUGUCUCGCCGUCGCCUUUCAAGGAUCCUCUUGGAUCUUCUCGCUACACUGCAAUCCCUGAAGCUGAUGUUGCGGAUCCCGAAACCUCUGAAGCCAAUAAGAUGCUGUAUGUGAUCAAGGACGGAGUCCGAGAAUUGGAUCAGUGGUGUAACCAGCUCAUCAAGUACGGUGAAGCAGUCUCUUCUGUCAAGCAAGACGACAGUCCUAAGGCGGAAGUUGAGUCGCAAGAGGAGGAGCAAGAGAAAGACUUUAAAGAAGGAGUUAAGGUGGACAGAGUCGGCGAGGCCUUUGUGGUUGUGAUCAACUGUCCCUGUGGACGAAACUACCAAACUCUCUUCUCAGGCCGUGACUGCUACUACAAGCUCCUGUAGAUAUGGUUUGAUAAGUCACACGUUCUUUGAUUGAUUCAUCAUCAUAAGUGAAAGGAUCUCUCCUGCUGCAAAUUCAUCACAAAGCUUCUGUAGAUACACAUUGUUCGAAUCCAUACGCACUGUUUCAUACACAUUAUUUUCUUGAUGUAGAACACUGUUUCAUACACGUUGAUCCGUAUGCUCUGUUUCGUGCUUUGUAUAUAAUCUCUUGUAGAUACUAGCUAAUAGAUUCACAUUGACAUUGUUGAGUGUUCCAUUGUCAUACUUUUGUUGCCUCCAUUGAAAUAAAAGUUU
Thlaspi arvense is the source of this 5707-nucleotide messenger RNA. The record is from the annotation of a GenBank genome assembly. Lineage: Eukaryota; Viridiplantae; Streptophyta; Magnoliopsida; Brassicales; Brassicaceae.